Oncorhynchus mykiss (rainbow trout) is the source of this 5609-nucleotide messenger RNA. RefSeq lists its product as uncharacterized. NCBI's taxonomy places the organism in Eukaryota, Metazoa, Chordata, Actinopteri, Salmoniformes, Salmonidae. The record is from RefSeq and is a predicted model, not a curated record.
CAGUGAAAAUCAAGUUCUAACUUGGAAAGAAUUUAGAGGAUAUAGGCCACUAUAAAAAACAAUCUUGCACUUUGCUCUUAUAAUGUUUUAAAUAAAUAUUUGAGACAUCAGUCCCAGCAGCCAAAGAACGGAACGCGCGCAUCAUGGGGAGCGUACGCACUGUGGCGCAGGCUACAAGCUAUUAGCACCCGAGGCGUUCGUGGGUUUAAAAAACAUUCAAGAAAUAAACCGUGUAGUUGGUGCAAUAGAAGUAGAAGAAACUGCCAACGUGUCAUCGGCAGGAUUAAGGGAUGGAGUUCCCUGUGGACGUGUUGGAUUCAGUGAGGCAAGAGGAGGUGGAGCAGGCAGCAGAGGGCUACAUGACCCAGCUACGAUAUGUCAGCCCCGACAAGACCGAGAGCUUUACCCUGCCCAACCACAGAAAGAUCAGUAUCGGUCUGUGUAACGUUGGUUUUGUUCCCAUCUAUGGAGGAGACCUGAAGCACAAGGUUAUGGCCCUGUUCUCCCCAGAUGAUCAGCUCACAGCGGUAGCUCUGUACCUGGCAGGACAGUGGUGGUCAGUAGAGGACAUCCUCAGAACCUCCGACCCCUCCAGAACUGGCCUGGUCAAGGUGAGGAGUCUUGGUGAGCGGAUCGUCCUGUACAUUCUGAACCGUAUCGUGUACCGCGUGGGUGAGAUGGACAAACCUGAGGUGCCCUUCCUGUGCCACGGCCAGCACGACUUCGCCAAGCUCCUCUGGAAGGACGGAAACGCUGUUGGGUUCUACUCAGUCAAACCCAAAGACAGCUUGUGUAAUAACUUUGUGACCCAGCGCUACCAGCUUCCUGUCAUGGACUCCAUGUUUGUCAGGAAGUGUCACCGUGGAAACGGCCAUGGCCUGCAGAUGCUGGAGGACUUUGUGGACUCUUUCAAAGACAACCAGCUUGGCCUGAAGUACCCUCUCUCUCUAACCAUGUAUAAAGUGUGUGGCCGGUACCUGUGUCGGUACCCAGCUGACCAGGAUCUGCUGUGGGUGGUAGAGGGAGUGGGAGGACCUUACCAGAGAGAGAAUGUGGCCAGCAAGAUGAAAGCCCUAGCACUGAAAGCGGUGCUCCACGCUGCGACUUCUAACGGAGACCGACGAUCAGCCUCCCUGGACCACACAGACGUCAGCAUGGAGGAGGACAACUUUCUGGACAUCACCGAGGAUGUUUUGGUGGUAAAUACUCCCCUGAAGUUAAUAGAAGCGCUGGAUGGCUCACCCGUGUCAACGCGUAGCAGGAGUAGCGGACAUAAAAAGCGUGGCAGAGAAGAGACAGACUCCACGGAGGAGAGCCAGCCUCUGAAGAUGAACAGAAUGGAGGAUGCAAAGUCCGAGCCCACCAACACGGCUGUAGAGGACGGAGGACAGGAGGAGGCGGAAGGAAGAGCGGGGGAGGAGUCUGGAGAGGCAGAGGCUGCUGUGGCCCAGGAGGAGAUGGAGAUGACGACGACCAAAGCUCAGAUUCAGACAUGGGAAACACAGAUAGUCAAGAUGAACGGAGAACUGACUGAUGGCCAGAGGGAGGAGGUAAAGGAUGGAGUGGAGGUGGAGGGAGAGGCUGUACUGGAGAAUAGAACGACAGAGGAAGACGUGGAGGAGGCGGCAGCAGAGGAGGAAGAGUCCAUCGAGGCUGAAGACAUAUUAGAAGCAGCUCCUGUGGCGCCAGAGGGGUUGGCUGAAGCUGUGGAGGAGCAGGAUCCUCUCCCGUUAGUAGACGGUCCAGCGUCUGUUUCAGAGGAGGCCCCCUCGCCUGCAGAACCACCCCCAGCAGAGCCCUCACUCUCUGGGGAUGUGCGUGAGGAGGCUACACCCAUGGAAGGAGGGGAGGUAGAGGGAGGAAAGGACACUGUAGUAGCAACUCCCGUGGCGUCGGAGGGGUUGGCUGUGGUGGAGGAUGUGGAGAAGGAGGCUCCUCUCCCGUUUGUAAAAGAGCCGGCCUCCGCUCCAGAGGAGGCCCCCUCGCCCAUGGAAGGAGAGGAGGUAAAGAGAGAAGAGGUGGAGGAGCGCGCAAUGGAGGAACCAGAGGUGAAGAAGAAAUUGGUGGAGGUCAUUGCGGUGGACAGCAGUAGCCAGGAAACGGUGGUCCAGGUGCUGGAAGGAGACCUGUCCUACCAGCCUCUGGAGGAAGGAGAGGAGGAGGAGGAGGAGGAGGAGGCGGCGAAGGAAGAGGUCCUGGUCGCGAAUGAGGAAAAUAAAGGGGUAGAGGAGAUGGAGAAUGCUACGACUACAGAGGAGUUCGAGGAGAGAAGUGAGAGCUCAGACGAGGGAGGCAAGAGUCAGGCCCUUUGGAGGAGAGUUGGGGGCAGUGGCCCGGCGGCGCCUGAACGUAAAUCUAAGAGACUGAACAGAGUGGUCAUCGAGCAGGACAGGGAGCAGCCAGAGGUCACAGUGGAAGAGGAGGAGAAAGCUACAACUACAGAGGAGGAGGAAGAAGAGGCUGUAGAGAAGAGUUGGGCUGAGGAAGAGGUGAAGGAAGAGGAGGAGCCACAAGUGAUUGACCAGAGGGCAUUGAGAAGGAAGAGCCGACCGGUCCAGACUCCAAAUAAAGCCAGAGGGAAACGACACGGCAAGAUCUAAACACACCAGGCAUGCACAACACACACACACACAGUGAUGUUUUCUGUCUGGUUUUAGGGUUUGUAAGGGGUCUAAAGUUUACUUGUAUUAUCUCAGUAUGAUGUUUAGAUGCAUUUACUUUAGGUAGUUCAUUUAUCUUUACAGAAAACGACCAAAAAAGUGUUUGAACAGGAAAACGCAGCACUCGCUGUUGUAAUUCGUCAAUGUGAAGUCUUUUAAUGUUGUUCAUAUGUCAUGGUAAUCUUGUUUUUACUGCCUUGUUCUAUAGGAACUGACUGAUAUUGAGUUUAACAGGCCUGUUGUGGUUUGAAUGUGAUUGUCACUCAAAGAUUUUCACGAUCAAACCCAGUUCCAUGUUGUUGGAGUGAUGAAAUGAUAUUUUCCGAUGCGCCUUUCGAAAAGCUGUGAAUGAACGUCAAAUCAUGAUCUUUAGGUUGCACGGCACGUACUCACACACAUGCAUAUUGAUAUGUAUACACACAGAUACUAUAGUGAAUGUAUCCAUAGAAUGUGUUUUGAAUAGGAACAAUCGAUUUGGACAUUAUUGAUCUUAAUUUAGCAAUAAAAUAAAUGUUUCUGAUAUCCUAAUAGUCUUUCCCAUUCAUAAUUUAAGAUGGCGAUUGAUACUUUGUAAUAUAAUUCAUAGCGUGUUUAAUUGAAAUUGGAUAAGAUAUGUAUAUUACAAUAACUAGAUCAUACCAGCAUUUUGAAGUAACUGAGUUUAUGUACCAUCGAUAUUUUUGAUAUAAACAUUUUGUAAAAUGACAACUUUCACUAUUGGGAGAAAAAAAAUGUUGCAACCCAAAUUCCGUUAAUACAAUGUGAAUUGUAUGCCGUCAUUGAGUGUUGAUUCACUAGUAGAGGGCACAUUGAGCCAAAGACGUGAAGCAGAAUGCAUCAAAUGGGCUAUUGAUGUACCAUGGUUAUAGGUCAAUAUAUAGAACCUUAACUAGGGCCGUAUUCACUAGGCACCAAACGGACAACCUGAACUUGUUCAAUAAAAUAAAAACACUCCACUGUGCACUAAUGAAUAUGACCCGUGCUAAAGGAUUGGAUGGUGCUCCCCAGCGUUUACGAGAUGGUUCUAGGCAGUUGCAUUGACUGUAAGGGUGUUUUCCCUCUGUAUGGAAGGAAACCUGUUCUAGCCUUGGCAGAUCGUGUCAAUGCAACUGUUUUGAUGGAAACCGUAGGCGUGUAUAUAAUUAGUCAUUGACUUGAAAUAGGGUCUCCCCAUUCUAGUAAUUAUGUUUCUAUAAUGUAAACCUUGAUGUCAGAAUGUCAGUCUCACAGAUGGUGUUUUGGGUGACAUGAGUUUUUGGUUUCUCCCUACUACAAACAAAAAAAAAAACACCAACGCUGCCUCUAUUGUUAAUCUUAUUGCCUUCAUAACAUCUAUUGUAAAAGGCAGAAAUAUAUCCAUUUUUGUAUGACUGAUGUGUGUUCGCUGUGUCCAGGAUAUGUCACAUACAAGGAGCUACAGCGUACGACACCUGGUGGAGCGGCUUCCUCUCCUUAAUCUGCACUGGUCUGAGAACUAGGGGUAAGUGAAGGCAAUGUGGCAGAAACCUACCAGGGGAUUUUGCUUUCACCUCUCCACUUCCAGAUCAGUGCAGGGGAAGGAAAGGAGGCGAGGAGAGGAUGCCACUCUGUACUCUUGAGAUGCUCACCAUGUGCUGGUUGCUGAAAUACCCGUUCUUUCAACCACUGCUAUACUGGAUGGGUUCCAUUACGUCUUGUUGCUACUCUAUUCUGGUUCCCCCAAAGUGUUUUAAAGGCUUAUUGUGAUGCCAUGAAACUGAUGUACAGAAUAUUACACAGCCAUGUUAGUUCUGUUCGUUUUCUGUUGGAAUGUGUUCUGGAUAUGCUGCAACAGCAGAGGGAGCCAGAGUAGGUGUCGUUGAGCUGCAGCGUCGAGUAUAGUGUGUAUAUAGCCUGUCUUGACCCUGUUGUAGCGUUUUCAGAUUUGAGUUGAAAAUGGAAGUCCACCACUUGGUGGCACUCACAUUCUGCCACAUUCAGCUGCUGUGGUUCCCUCUGUCUGGUGGUUUUAUACAUGCAUGCUUCGUAGAUAUGUCUGACUGGGUUUGUGCUGGUGCUCUCCAAAAAUGAAGGCUGGCUUGCCCCAAGGGGCCGUGUUCAGUAGGGUGCAACGUCAGAAAUGGUUUGUUAGCCGGGUACAAGACGCUCCUUAUUUGCAACGUUCAGAACAUUGCACCUUCCUGAAUGUACCUCGUACUUCUCUAAAUCAGUCAUCCUUAUUGGCCUCAUUCGCAACCAAUAGACUUUAGACUGUCCUGAAUGGUAAAUGAUGCCCUAUAUAGUGCACGCUUUUGACCAAAGCCCUAUUGGCACUGGUCAAAGGGAGAAAAGGGGUACCCUUUAGGGUCGUGUUCUGUUGAUUUAGUUUGCACUGUAACGUGUACCGUUUGUGGUUGGCGAGAUUAACCGUUUCACCGCCCACACCUAUGUUUAGUCACGGGUACUAUCAGGGUCCCAAUUCAGGAGAUGAAUCCACAUUUAAAUGAAUGGGAAAGAUGUCUAUUUCAAAACAAAGAAAUGUGUGCCCCCCCCCCCCCCCUCCCCCCAAUCAGUUUUACAUGUGAUAUUUUUCAACUAAUAAGUAGGAUUUCAAAUCACCUGAAUUCGCUGAGUUAUAAUAGAUUACAGCAUCUUGUCACUUCCACAUAAUCUGCCUCUUGUGAUGUUACUGGACCUGUUGGUUUCUCAGCUGUAUUACCACAGGCUACUCUUCAUCUUAUAUCUUGCAGAACAUAUUUCAAUUUUUGAUUUCCUCCUUCUUAAUACAUUUUUUUUUUUUUUUUUUUUAAGUUUUUCUGAAAUUACACUUUGGAUUUGCUCGGUGUGUAUCUAGUGGCAAACACUUACCUUUUCCCCCUUUGUUUUUUUAUCGAAUGCAUGCAUCACUUGAUUGUAUCUGUAUAUCAAGUAAACCUUGUAGAGAGGCCUGUGUAAAAUAAAAAAUGUGUGUGCCAGAGUGAUGGCUCCAGA